Odontomachus brunneus is the source of this 2010-nucleotide messenger RNA. It is a transcript of the gene blw, whose product is annotated as ATP synthase subunit alpha, mitochondrial. Gene Ontology annotation, biological process: proton motive force-driven ATP synthesis; proton transmembrane transport. The coding region runs from base 87 to 1733 and encodes 548 amino acids. Lineage: Eukaryota; Metazoa; Arthropoda; Insecta; Hymenoptera; Formicidae. The transcript is spliced from 8 exons. The record is from RefSeq and is a predicted model, not a curated record. Gene Ontology annotation, molecular function: ADP binding; proton-transporting ATP synthase activity, rotational mechanism; ATP binding.
UCUCACUGGUCCCUGCCUCAAGUGAAUCGACCUUUCCUUGCUCGUGAAUUCGUUAGUCCGAUCGGCGGACUUUUAACAUACUGAAAAUGGCGCUUUUGUCCUUACGUUUGGCCUCGUCCUUAGUCAGGCACUUGCCUAACACCACGGUUCAGGUUAGCUGGCCUGCAAGUGUCGUGGCUUCUCGCAAAUAUCAUGUCUCCUGCAGUCGUCGCUCUGCAGAAAUUUCUGCCAUUCUGGAAGAACGUAUCCUUGGUUCAGCGCCAAAAGCUAAUCUUGAAGAAACUGGCAGAGUACUCAGCAUUGGUGAUGGUAUUGCACGUGUAUACGGGCUGAAGAAUAUUCAAGCGGAUGAGAUGGUGGAAUUCAGCUCAGGCCUGAAGGGUAUGGCCUUGAACUUGGAGCCUGACAACGUUGGUGUUGUCGUAUUUGGUAAUGACAGGCACAUUAAGGAGGGCGAUAUUGUCAAGCGUACUGGUGCCAUUGUUGAUGUCCCUGUUGGCGAAGAAUUAUUGGGUCGUGUUGUUGAUGCCUUGGGUAAUCCUAUUGAUGGCAAGGGUCCUCUGAACAGCAAACUGAGAUUCCGUAUCGGAACCAAAGCUCCAGGCAUUAUCCCCAGAGUAUCGGUUCGUGAACCUAUGCAAACCGGGAUUAAAGCUGUGGAUUCUUUGGUACCUAUCGGCCGUGGUCAACGUGAAUUAAUCAUUGGAGACAGGCAGACUGGAAAGACUGCCCUUGCCAUUGAUACUAUAAUCAAUCAGAAACGUUUCAAUGAUGCUGGAGAAGAGAAGAAGAAAUUGUACUGCAUUUACGUCGCUAUUGGCCAGAAGAGAUCCACUGUUGCGCAAAUCGUGAAGCGUUUGACCGACAGUGGUGCUAUUAAUUACACUAUUAUCGUAUCUGCCACUGCCUCCGACGCGGCUCCACUUCAAUACUUGGCUCCGUACUCUGGAUGUGCCAUGGGAGAGUUCUUCAGGGACAACGGCAAGCACGCUUUAAUCAUUUACGACGAUUUAUCGAAACAAGCCGUCGCCUAUCGGCAGAUGUCUUUGUUACUCAGAAGACCGCCAGGUCGUGAGGCCUACCCUGGUGAUGUAUUUUAUCUCCACUCACGUUUGCUUGAGAGAGCGGCCAAAAUGAACGAAAAUCUGGGAGGUGGAUCCCUGACUGCUUUGCCUGUCAUUGAAACGCAAGCCGGAGACGUGUCCGCCUAUAUCCCCACCAAUGUCAUUUCUAUCACCGAUGGUCAAAUCUUCUUGGAAACCGAAUUGUUCUACAAGGGUAUCCGACCCGCCAUUAACGUAGGCUUAUCUGUAUCCCGUGUCGGAUCUGCUGCUCAAACCAAGGCCAUGAAGCAGGUUGCUGGUUCCAUGAAAUUGGAAUUGGCUCAAUAUCGUGAGGUAGCGGCUUUCGCUCAAUUCGGUUCAGACUUGGACGCUGCGACGCAGCAAUUGCUAAAUCGUGGUGUAAGAUUAACAGAACUUCUCAAACAAGGACAAUAUGUUCCCAUGGCUAUUGAGGAACAGGUAGCUGUUAUAUAUUGUGGUGUACGUGGUUAUCUUGAUAAGAUGGACCCCUCAAAGAUCACAAGCUUUGAAAAAGAAUUCCUUGCACACAUCAGGUCUAGCCAAAAAGAUCUCCUCGCCACGAUCGCUAAAGAGAACGUAAUCAGUGAAGCGUCAGACGCAAAACUGAAGAAAAUAGUUACAGAUUUCCUUUCGUCCUACUCAGCAUAGAACGUGAUCAUCUAAUGUCUUUGAAUGUGAGUCAACAUAGAUUGAUUGGACAGAACAUACGAUGUUCUUCAAGAAUUGACUGCUGCUGAUAAGUGUUAAUGUACUGAUAUUGCAUGUUAUUAUGUUGUCAUGAAUUACAAUGUAAUUAUAUAUAAUAUCUGUGCAUUACAAAUGUUAUCGCAGCAAUUCCAUCUACGAUCUAUAAACUUGAUAGCUAUAUUACAUGUUGAUACAAAAAGAUCGACCUUUAAUAAAACUAAAAAUACUAAUAUUUAGA